Tauraco erythrolophus (red-crested turaco) is the source of this 2157-nucleotide messenger RNA. The record is from RefSeq and is a predicted model, not a curated record. Lineage: Eukaryota; Metazoa; Chordata; Aves; Musophagiformes; Musophagidae.
GGUGAAAGAAGAGAUCUCGGAUGACAAUGCCAAGCUUCCCUGCUUCAACGGCCGGGUGGUGUCGUGGCUGGUGUCUGCAGAGGGUUCCCAUUCAGAUGCUGGCUCGGUCUGUGCCGAUAACCAAACAGAACUGCCACCCUCCAUGGAGCGCACAGGAGGAAUUGGAGACUCCAGGCCCCCCUCUUUCCACCCGAACACUGGGGGGAGUCGGGAAAACCUGGACAAUGAGACAGAGACAGACUCAGUGGUGUCAUCGCAGAGGGAGCGACCUCGUCGGAAAGAUGGGCCUGAGCAUGCACCCAGGGUGAAUGGGACAGUGAAGGGAGAGCGGCGCCGAGACCUGGGCGGGUACGAGAGCUCCUCCACGCUCAUGAGCAGUGAGCUGGAGACCACCAGCUUCUUCGACUCAGAUGAAGAUGAUUCCACCAGCAGGUUUAGCAGUUCGACAGAGCAAAGCAGUGCUUCCCGUCUAAUGAGGAGACACAAGCGACGCCGGCGGAAACAGAAGGCUCCACGCAUUGAGCGGUCGUCGUCCUUCAGCAGCAUCACAGACUCCACCAUGUCCCUGAACAUCAUCACAGUCACGCUGAACAUGGAGAAAUACAACUUCCUGGGCAUUUCUAUUGUGGGACAGAGCAAUGAGCGUGGCGAUGGAGGCAUUUACAUUGGCUCUAUCAUGAAGGGCGGCGCUGUGGCUGCUGAUGGCAGGAUUGAGCCAGGAGACAUGCUCUUGCAGGUAAAUGACAUCAACUUUGAGAACAUGAGCAAUGAUGAUGCUGUGCGGGUGCUGAGGGAGAUUGUGCACAAGCCGGGGCCCAUCACCCUGACGGUGGCCAAGUGCUGGGAUCCCAGCCCGCGGGGCUGCUUCUCGUUACCCAGGAGUGAGCCCAUCCGGCCCAUCGACCCGGCAGCCUGGGUGUCUCACACGGCAGCGAUGACUGGCACCUACCCAGCGUACGGUAUGAGUCCAUCCAUGAGCACAAUCACUUCCACCAGCUCCUCCAUCACCAGCUCCAUCCCAGAGACUGAACGCCUCGAUGACUUUCACCUGUCCAUCCACAGCGACAUGGCCACCAUUGUCAAAGCCAUGGCCUCACCAGAGUCAGGCCUGGAGGUGCGUGACCGCAUGUGGCUGAAGAUCACCAUCCCCAAUGCCUUCAUUGGUUCGGAUGUGGUGGAUUGGCUCUAUCACCAUGUGGAGGGCUUUACAGACCGUCGUGAAUCCCGCAAAUAUGCCAGCAAUCUGCUGAAGGCUGGCUACAUCCGACACACCGUGAACAAGAUCACCUUCUCAGAGCAAUGCUAUUACAUCUUCGGGGACCUCUGUGGAAACAUGGCUAAUCUUUCUCUUCAUGAUCACGAUGGCUCCAGUGGCGCCUCCGAUCAGGACACUUUGGCUCCACUCCCCCACCCAGGAGCUGCACCCUGGCCUAUGGCUUUCCCGUAUCAAUAUCCACCACCUCAUCCAUACAACCCCCACCCCGGCUUCCCUGACCCAGGCUACAGCUACGGAGGGGGCAGUGCAGGCAGCCAGCACAGUGAAGGGAGCCGGAGCAGUGGUUCCAAUCGCAGCGGCAGCGAGAGGAGGAAGGAGAGAGAGAAGACCGGGGAGUCCAAGUCAGGUGGCAGCGGGAGCGAGUCGGACCACACCACGAGGAGCAGCAUGCGGCGUGAGCGCGCAGCCAGCGAGCGCUCGGUGCCAGCCAGCCAGCACAGCCAGCGUAGCCAGCACUCUCUGGCUCACAGUAUCCGCAGCCACCACAGCCAGCAGUCAUACGGGCCACCCGGCCUACCCCCUCUCUUCAGCCCCCCCAUGUUGCUGAUGCCGCCACCACCUUCAGCCAUGGGGCCCCCCGGGGCGCCGCCGGGCCGUGACCUGGCCUCUGUGCCCCCCGAACUGACAGCCAGUAGACAGUCCUUCCGAAUGGCCAUGGGCAACCCCAGUGAGUUCUUUGUGGAUGUAAUGUGAAGCGCCCGCCCCCUGUCUGUCUGCUGCCCCUCCUUCCCCCUCCAUCCCUGUCGUUUGUCUCCUAGGACCAGCCCUGGCUUCACCCCUUGUUUUUUGGGUUUUGUUUUUUUGGUUGGUUUUUUUUUUUUGGUCUUGAUAAUGAAAAGAAAAAAAGGGAAAAAAAAAUAAUAAAUGGAACUAAACCCUGA